Messenger RNA from Dimorphilus gyrociliatus, 3811 nucleotides. The record is from the annotation of a GenBank genome assembly. NCBI's taxonomy places the organism in Eukaryota, Metazoa, Annelida, Polychaeta, Dinophilidae.
AAUGUCUGUUUCACGAGCUCAAAUUCGAGCCGCUGAGGCAUAUUGUAAAAGACAAAGAGGGAAUGUCAACGUAAAAAAAAUAAACAGAGAAAGAAAAAAAACCGAUACUAAGUCAAAAGUUUUUCCUUCCGACGGAUUUCAAACAACUGAUUUCGCACUAAAUAGAUCAUUUAAUUCAAGAAAACAGAGUCUUUAUAGACCAUGGAGCCCUUCAGAUUAUCUGUCGCAGACUUCAACUUCUGAUGGUGAUGAUGACUCUGAUUCCGAAAAAACACGCGAAGAACCUUCGAAAGUUCUCUAUUGUAGAAUGUGCGCACACUUGAAAAUUCCACCAGCUAAGAUAUUCUUUAGGAAUUUGACGAAAAAUCAGAUUUCUGUUUCUUAUCGCAUUCUUGGACCAGAGGGGGCGAAGGCUUGUGCUGCUGCCUUAUCGGAAAAUGCUCACGUUGAAACAUUUGAUAUGACGGGAAAUGAGAUUGGAAAUAGAGGGGCACGUUACAUGGCAGAAAUGCUUCAUGAAAAUGUUUAUCUAACUUCAUUAAUAUUGGCAGAAAAUGGCAUUUCGGGAGAAGGCUUAAAUCUAUUAUCUCAAGUUUUACCAUUAAACAAAACCCUGAAGUCGUUUGACAUCUCUGGAAACGAUUUAACGGAGAAAGACUCAACUGCAAUUGCUCAUAUUAUCAAAUUUAGUACAACGUUAAAAGAGUUAAAGGUAUCGCAUAAUGUAUUCGCUGAAAAAGGUGGUAUAGAACUUGGUCCAGCUAUAGCCGACAGCGAAAGCGUUCAACACUUGGAUUUAAGUUGGAAUCAUCUGCGAUUGAAAGGAGCUAUUGCUGUAGCAGACGGGAUUAAGAAAAGCGUAACACUUUUGUCAGUAAAUAUUAGCUGGAAUGGCUUCUAUCUACCUGGUUCUAGAGCCCUUUGUCGAAUGUUGGAAGAGAAUGAAGUAUUACAGGAAUUAGAUAUAUCAAGUAAUCGGUUGAAUAGAGAAUGUAUUGAAGUUAUUUGCAACGGUUUAAAAAAGAACAAAACUCUCAAAGUAUUAAAGAUUAAUUCUAAUCCCAUGACUGGUGACGGAGCUAUUCACCUUAUUCAAACCAUUCAAAACAACCCGCAAAUAGCAAUUAGAGAGUUAGAUUUAUCUGGCCAAACUGUUGAUAAACUAUUUUUAAAUACUGUUAUUGAAGCGGAAAAGGCAAGAGGGGAAUUAAUUGUACGUCACGGCGUUGUGUUUGGACACACUGAUACAAGUCAGGAAGCUACUGAAUUUGUCAACGAUGAUCCAAUGAUGGUGUUGAUGGAAUACACGAGGCAGAUGAAUAUGCGCUUGGUUGAUUUAUUUACAUCGUUAGACGCCGACGGAAGUGCUUCUCUUACUAGACAAGAGUUUAGAGAUGGUUUAUUGAGCGUAAAUAUACCGUUAAGUUCAAGGUGUCUUGAUAGGCUAAUUAACAAACUCGAUAUGGACGGAGACGGUGAAGUUGAUUUUAGUGAAUUAAUGGUGGGUCAGAAGGAUCAUCGGCGUAAGAUUGCUCAAAUACAAAGCGACCCAGACGGAUCGGGUAACGACGAACUAAGAAAAAUAGCGGAAAAAAUAACGAAACUUUUAGAGCAAAGGAAAAAAAUUUGGUCUAUGGAAAGAGAAAAAGCUAAAAGAAGGAAAGAAGAGGAGAAAUUGAAGAAAAUCGCAAACAUGACUAUGAUGGCAAACGUAUUAAAAAAGGGAAAGUCUAAAUCGAAGAAAUGUAGCAUGUAUAUGAUUGGCAACUGUAACACGAAAAGGGCAAGUAAUUUUGUAAAAAAGUCUCUAUAUAUUGGCGUUCUCUCUACUGCAAAUUUUCUGGAUACAAGAGCUAAAGCAUGCCAAAAAACUUGGGGUAGUACGAAAGGAGCCACAGUUAAAUUUUACGCCCAAAGUGAUCAUCACGACGAAAGUAUUGUUAAAUUGUCAUCUGAUAUUGACGACUCAGUUUAUCCACCACAAAAGAAAUCAUUUAGAAUGCUACAACAUAUGUGUCGAUUAUCAGAUUCGUAUGAAUGGUUUAUGAGAGCCGAUGAUGAUUCUUAUAUAAAAAUUGAGCAAUUAAUUAAAUUCUUAAAUGGCAUUGACUCCAAUCAGCUACACUAUAUUGGUCAAGCUGGUUUUGGACGGAUGGAUGAAAAAUUGGGCCUAGGAACAUCUAUCUAUUGUAUGGGGGGUCCAGGUGUAAUAUUUAGUAGUGUUCUACUACAAAAAGUUUGUCCUCAUAUUGAAAGCUGCUUAGGAAAUAUUACAAGUAAGCACGAGGAUACAGAAAUAGGUAGAUGUAUCAAUAGACAUAUCGGUAUUAACUGUACAUCAGCCUAUGAUUUGAGACAACUGUUUUAUUUUCAUUACGCCGAAAGGAGUGGAUCGUUUAGCGGCCCUUUAGAUGGCUUAGUGGCGUCUAUAAUGAAAAAUGCAAUUACUCUACAUCCAAUCAAGCGUAAAGAAUAUUUCUACAGAUUUCAUUUUCGUCUACUUGGAAUUAAAGCAAUAGACUUAAGGGCAAAGAUACAGAAAUUAAAAACGAAUUUUAAGAAUACAAAAACAUCGAAACAGUCGGUAAACACUUGGUUUUCUUUGGAAUAUAAUACCAUUGUUACGCAUCAGCAAAUAGUGCCAAAAAAAAGGCUACCGGAACCCUGGAGAGCCUUUUUCAAAAACAUCUACGGAAACAUAUUCGUCAAUCUCAAAACUGAGCUAUUAAAUUUAACAGUUGAUAUCUCAAAGUUUAAUGAUAAACAAACAAAAGCCUAUUAUACUUAUAAUCCCAUUUCUGGAAUAACCUGCCAUUUUGCGUUACACUUUGAAUCUAGAAACAAAUUGAAUAGAAAACGAAGGCUCCUUGUUGAGCAGAAAUUCACUUUACCUGAAAUUAGGAUAAUUGAAAAUAAACCCACAACAAAAAAUAAAACACGUAAUCAUUUUAUUUGGCCUGUGUUUUCACCCUCAACUUUACAAUCUAAAAAGCCUAACCGAUAUAUCCAAUUGGUAAUUUCGCUAAGCAAUCGUUAUUCGACUUUUAAAAGAUUUAUAGAAUGUUUAUCAAGAGUUGUCUUUCCUUCAAAGAAAUUCCACGCCAACUUAUUCGUUGCACUCGCUGCAAAUAAUACAGAGGAUACCAAUGAAAAAAUCAUUGAACUCAUUAAAAAAACUCAAAAUCUCUUUCCAAAUAGAGAAAUUAAAUAUACUAUUAUAGAUAAACCUUUCUCUAGAGGAUAUUUUCUUCAAAAGGCAGCAGAUUAUUUCCCAGACACGACUCUUUUGGGCGUUUUCGAUGUUGACUUAGUCAUUACAGAGGGAGUUAUAAGAAGAUUAAUCGACAAUACUAUUGCUGGAAAACAAGUUUAUUUUCCCAUAUUUUUCUCUCAUUUUAAUCCUAAUGUCACAGGUAACAAGUCUUUUGAAAAUGAAAAUAUUCACGAUAGUCAAGGAACGUGGAGGUCAACAAGUUACGGAGUUGUUGGAAUUUAUGCGGGAGAUUUACGAAAAAUAGGAGGUUUUAAUAUAAAAAUAAACGGGUGGGGAACAGAGGAUAUUGAUUUUGCCGAAAAAGUUAUUGGACAUAAUUUAACAGUGUUUCGCAGUAUAGACAAAAAUAUGAUACAUCUUUAUCACCCAAUUCGCUGUCUAGUCAACAACGCUAUUCAAGAGAAUAUGUGUACUGGUAUUAGAUCUGUAAUUUCAGGGUCUCAAAAUUAUUUGGUAAGUCUGCUAACAGAUAAACGUCACAAGAAAAUAUAUAAUAGAUCGCCAUUAUACAUAAAAAAAAAAAAAAAAAGAGGAUAG